Messenger RNA from Fragaria vesca subsp. vesca, 2633 nucleotides. Its product is annotated as transcription factor bHLH3-like. The coding region runs from base 433 to 1947 and encodes 504 amino acids. NCBI's taxonomy places the organism in Eukaryota, Viridiplantae, Streptophyta, Magnoliopsida, Rosales, Rosaceae. Gene Ontology annotation, cellular component: nucleus. Gene Ontology annotation, biological process: regulation of DNA-templated transcription. The transcript is spliced from 2 exons. The record is from RefSeq and is a predicted model, not a curated record. Gene Ontology annotation, molecular function: DNA-binding transcription factor activity; protein dimerization activity; transcription cis-regulatory region binding.
CUAGAUUUAUGAGUUUCUAAUUCAAUUUCGUGCUACCGAAAGCUUUAAGCUUUGAGCUGCAAAGUGAGAGCUUUGUUUGUAAAAGCGUAGAUUCUCAGUGUUCUGCUAACUGGGUAAGCCUAAAUUUCUCAGUUUUUUCUAGUUUCGGUUUAGUUUAUGUGAUUUGAAGAGAUUUUUAUAGGUUUAAGUGAAGUUUUGAUAAAUUUUGUGAGUAAUCUUGUCAAAGAUCCGAUUUUUGUGUCGAAUUUAAUAUCUGAGAUAUGUGGAAUUACUGAACUGUAGUGGUAAUUUGAUAGAAAGGUUGUGAAUUUCUGUACUGAGUGGAUUUAGAUUUUUGAGUUGUGUUUUGUUGUUGAAAGGCAAGCAAGAUAGGUAUUUGGAGUGUUUUAGGAUAUUGGGUGAGUGUGACUGUGUGAAUUAGGAGGAAUUAAGAUGGGUGAGAAGCUUUGGGUGAAUGAAGAAGAAAAGGCCGUAGUGGAGUCAGUACUGGGUACAGAAGCAUGCCAGUUGUUGAUCUCAUUGGCUUCGGAGAACUUGUUGUCCGACUUGGCUAGGCCUCCAGGACAAUUGGGUGUGCAGCAGGGGCUGUCCCAGCUUGUCCAAGGGUCCAGUUGGAAUUAUGCUGUCUUCUGGCAGGUUGUUGGAUUGAAAUCUGGUGGAGCCGCCUUGAUUUGGGGCGAUGGACAUUGUAAAGAUACCAAGGGUGGUGGAGUUGGAGACGAGAGCUCUACUAGGGAUGGCAACUUGGAGGGAGUGCAGAAGAAGAAUGAAGAGGUGAGGAAGUGGGUGCUUGGGAAGCUCCACUCAUGUUUCGGUGGUUCGGGUGAGGAUAACUAUGCAAGGAGGUUGGAUAGGUUGUCUGAUGUGGAAAUGUUUUACCUGACUUCAAUGUACUUUAAAUUUCAACUUGAUUCACCGUAUGGUCCUGGGGAGUCGUACAAGUCUGGUAAAUCAAUUUGGGUUUCGAACGUUGCUAGUUGCUUACAUCAUUACCAGUCGAGAUCGUUUUUAGCUAGAUUGGCAGGGUUCCAAACAGUUGUGUUUGUACCCAUGAAAUCAGGAGUUGUGGAGCUUGGUUCAGUCAAAUCAAUUCUGGAAGAACAGAAUGUUGUGGAUAUGGUCAGAAGUGUAUUUGGGGUUCCUAGCUCUGUCCAGGCAAAGAUAUAUCCAAAGAUUUUCGGGCAUGAGCUUAGUCUCGGUGGUCCAAAACCACAACCGAUAAACAUUGCCUUCUGCCCAAAGGUUGAAACAGACUCUUCAUUUCCUUCAGAAUCUUUUGACUUACAAGCAAUAGGCACUUCAAAUGGAUGUCGCACUGAGGAUAGUGAAGUUAAACUGUUUCCACACUUGAGCCAAAUUAUGGGUGGGAAUUUCAGUUCUACAGCUGGUGUUUCAAGUUCAGAGCUGCCUAAAGACGAGUCAUCAGCACAAAUUGAUGAAAGGAAACCUAGAAAGAGAGGGAGAAAGCCUGCCAAUGGAAGAGAAGAACCCUUGAAUCAUGUGGAAGCAGAGCGGCAGAGGCGUGAGAAGCUUAACCAGCGGUUCUACGCACUUAGAGCUGUUGUUCCCAACAUAUCAAAGAUGGAUAAAGCCUCUCUCCUUGGUGAUGCCAUUACCUAUAUCAAUGAUCUACAGACGAAGAUCAGGGUCAUGGAAACUGAGAAGCAGAUGGGAAGCAGCAGCCACAUGCAGUUCCCGAUUCCAGAGAUUGAUUUCCAGGAACGACAAGAGGAUGCUGUUGUGACGAUGAACUGCCCACUGGGUUCUCACCCUGUUUCUGAUGUCAUCAGAACACUUAGGGAACAUAGCAUUGUAGCUCAAGAUACUAAUGUGUCCGUAACAGAGGAUGACACUGUUAUUCAUACAUUCUCCAUUCCAACCCAAGGUGGUGAUGCCGAGCAGUUAAAGGAGAAGCUGGUGGCUGCUCUUUCAAAAUCAUCCGUGUAAAUUGAUGUUUACUAACUGAAGGAACUGGACUGAACCAAUGUAAGAACACACUGUUUGCUGCUCAAGUUUGCUAGCGUGUAUUUGAUUUGUUCCAAACUCGGUUCAACCUUCAAACCACAACUUAGUCAAUGUCGAAUGAGCAGGGAGGUAGGCGCAACAAGUCAAAGACAUAUCCAAUUAAAAUUGCAGAGCGCCCGCCUAUAUAAGUAGCUCUUCCCCUCCAAACUCAAACAUCAUUCAUUUCCUACUUCAUUUUUGUACAUUCAAAACUGGUAAAGGAGAAAGAGCAAACAGAGAUUGUUAGAAAAACCUGCAACAAAAACAUACAUUGAUUCCAUUCCUUUCGAUUCCGAAACAAGACAAUGAGGUCGUCUACGAAGAGAUGCUUGUUCGCGAUUCUUUUGAUUUGCAUAGUGUUGCUCUCCUGUGCACAACUUGGAGAAAUGAGGCACCUGAGAGCAGAAGAAUGGGCAAAGAACAAUGGUCUGCGACUUGUGUUGGAGUCCCUCCAAAAAGGUCCAACCCCUGCCGGAGUAGGCAAUUGUUGCUCCAACAUCCCCGGUCGAUGUCCACCCGGUUCUAAAUGCUAAAUAGCAAUGAGACUCACAUCAGCUGUAACCAUCUUCAACUGUGACGUUUAUGUAGCUAGUGAUUCCAUUUUUUGCUUUUGUAUUUUUUGGCUUCUG